This is a messenger RNA of Cynoglossus semilaevis (tongue sole), 1922 nucleotides long. RefSeq names its product NADPH dependent diflavin oxidoreductase 1 (gene ndor1). Gene Ontology annotation, cellular component: cytosol. Gene Ontology annotation, molecular function: NADPH-hemoprotein reductase activity; FMN binding; flavin adenine dinucleotide binding. The coding region runs from base 141 to 1922 and encodes 593 amino acids. Lineage: Eukaryota; Metazoa; Chordata; Actinopteri; Pleuronectiformes; Cynoglossidae. The transcript is spliced from 15 exons. The record is from RefSeq and is a predicted model, not a curated record.
UUGAAUGCAGCAUUGGUACUCUGUCCAAUCACAAGUCGGAACGGAGUUGCCGUAUAGUGUGACUGUGUCAAAGUGUCAUUGCAUUUGCUUUUAGUCGUUUUGUGAAGGCUAUUCUAAACAUCACAUUAAACCGCAUUCCAAUGUCGGAGCCCAAACUCCUGGUUCUUUAUGGGAGUCAGACUGGCACGGCCCAGGACACGGCCCAGAGGAUUGGACGACAGGCGAAGAGAAAGAGGAUACAGUUCCAGGUGUUGGCUUUGGACAGUUAUAAUGUGGCCAACCUGAUCUCUGAGUCUCUGGUGGUUUUUGUAUGUGCCACCACAGGUCAAGGAGACCCCCCUGAUAACAUGAGAAACUUCUGGAGGUUUCUCUUCAGGAAAUCUCUGCCUGCUGGAUCCCUCAGUCGUCUGGACUGUGCUGUGCUGGGCUUGGGAGACUCGUCCUAUCCAAAGUUUAACUUUGUGGCUAAAAAACUCCACAAACGCCUGCAGCAGCUGGGGGCCGGUUCGCUGCUGCCUGUAGGUCUCGCAGACGACCAGCAUGACCUGGGGGCGGAUGCUGUGAUAGAUCCGUGGCUCACGUCUCUGUGGCAGAAGGUAUUUGCCUUGUACCCGGCUUUGGCUACUCUCACUCCUCUGAGGGAUGAUGAACCACUUCCUCCAACCUACACAUUCCACUUCCUUGAUGACGUGAAAGAGGAGUUGCACGACAGACGAGGGUUCUCUUUAGAUCACGCCGUUCCCUCUCAGUCUCUGCCCUUUCCUGCCAAACUGGUGUCCAACGAAAGAGUGACGGAGGCGUCGCACUUUCAGGACGUGAGGCUCAUAGAGUUCGACAUCAGCGAAUCUGGGAUUGAGUUUGGUGCUGGUGACGUGGUGAUGAUGCAUCCCUGUAAUUCACCAGAAGACGUUCAACAGUUCUGUCAGCUGCUGAGGUUGGAUCCUGAGGCGACGUUCACGCUCAGAGCCACAGAAAAUACUGCAGUUCCCGCCAGGCUUCCGCAACCAUGCUCUGUGCGCCACCUGGUGGAGAAGUUCUUGGACAUUGCUGCCGUACCUCGACGCUCCUUCUUCGAACUUCUGUCCACCUUUGCCACCAACGAGCUGGAGCGGGACAAACUAGCAGAGUUCAGCUCCGCUGCCGGUCAGUCUGAGCUGCACAGUUACUGCAACCAGCCGCGACGCACAGCCCUGGAGGUUUUGGCAGAGUUUCCUCACACAACCGCAGAGCUCAAAGUGGACCAUCUCCUGGACCUCUUCCCUGAGAUCCAGCCUCGUUCCUUCUCCAUCGCCUCCUCUCUUAAGGCUCAUCCAGGCAGGCUCCAGAUCCUCGUGGCCGUCGUUCAGUACAAAACCAAGUUGUAUAAACCUCGGCGCGGUCUCUGCUCUUCGUGGUUGGCCUCUCUGGACCCGCACAAAGGUGAAGUGUCUGUACCCCUGUGGGUGAAGAAAGGAAGUCUGAGGUUUCCCACAGACCAGAACACGCCGGUGAUCAUGGUUGGACCUGGCACUGGUGUAGCCCCGUUCAGGUCAGCGUUGCAGGAGAGGAGGUCGGAGGGAAAAACAGACCACGUCCUGUUUUUCGGCUGCCGCUUCGAAUCCAAAGACUUUUACUUCAGGUCAGAGUGGGAGGAGAUGAUGGAGAGAGGACAACUGAAACUCUUCACUGCCUUUUCACGUGAUCAGGACAAGGUUUACGUACAGCAUCGCGUGAAGGAGAACUCGGAGCUCCUGUGGGACCUGAUCGCCAACAAACACGCCUGCUUUUACAUUGCUGGCAAUGCUAAACAAAUGCCGACCAGCGUGUGCGACGCUCUGAAAGACGCGUUCCAGCAGAAGGGGUGCAUGUCUGCAGGAGAGGCCGAGCAGAUGUUGACAGCCAUGGAGAAGUCAGGACGACUGCAGAGUGAAACCUGGUCUUGA